CAAAUUUCCUUUGCUUUUCGACAUACAGCAGACUCGUUUACUCUAUAGUGCUGAUUAUUUCUGGAUUUAAAGCCAUUAUGGCAACAUGUAUAUCGCAACUGUCAAUGCCUUUAGAAACUCGAGAUUCAAAGGGGGUUCUCACUGUUUUCCGAAGAAGAGUUCCAAUGGAGAAUCACAUGGGAAGAGCGGGUUUCUUGAAAUCAAAUGAUAGAAAGCAUGACAUUGCUUCAUAUGCCCACCAAAUAAGAUGUUCAGCAAAUUCUCACAGCAUCAAUCAGUUCAAUAACAAAGACUCGUUUCUCAAUCUCUGCCCUGAAGUUUAUCUGCUUAGAGGCCAGGGAAACAACGCCGUGAUUAGUCCACAGGAAAAUGGGUCAGGUCGAAUAAUUACUGAUAAUUUGAGAGAUUCGGCGAUCGCUAGUAAUUACAACGAGGCCAAGAUUAAAGUCAUUGGUGUUGGAGGAGGUGGGUCAAAUGCGGUCAAUCGUAUGAUUGAGAAUGCAAUGAAGGGUGUCGAGUUUUGGAUUGUUAACACAGAUGUUCAAGCCAUGAGAAUGUCGCCUGUUUUUCCCCAGCAGCGAUUGCAAAUUGGGGAAGAGUUGACCCGGGGACUUGGUGCUGGUGGUAACCCUGAUGUUGGUAUGAAUGCUGCUAAAGAAAGCACACAAUCCAUUGAAGAAGCUCUUUAUGGUUCAGAUAUGGUCUUUGUGACUGCUGGAAUGGGUGGAGGAACAGGUACCGGUGCAGCCCCUGUGAUUGCAGGGGUUGCAAAGUCAAUGGGUAUAUUGACUGUUGGUAUCGUGACAACACCUUUCUCUUUUGAGGGUCGGCGAAGAGCAGUUCAAGCACAAGAAGGAAUUGCAUCUUUGAGAGAAAACGUCGACACUCUGAUUGUCAUCCCGAAUGACAAGUUAUUGACUGCUAUUUCCCCAUCUACCCCUGUAACAGAAGCUUUUAAUCUAGCUGAUGAUAUUCUCCGACAAGGUGUUCGUGGUAUCUCAGAUAUAAUUACGAUACCAGGUUUGGUUAACGUGGAUUUUGCUGAUGUUCGAGCCAUUAUGGCAAAUGCAGGCUCAUCGUUAAUGGGAAUAGGAACUGGAACAGGUAAGACCAGGGCAAGAGAUGCUGCAUUGAAUGCGAUUCAAUCACCUUUGCUAGACCUUGGAAUUGAGAGGGCAACUGGAAUCGUUUGGAAUAUAACUGGUGGUCCUGAUUUAACAUUGCUCGAGGUAAAUACUGCAGCUGAGGUCAUAUACGAUCUUGUGGACCCCACUGCGAACUUAAUCUUUGGAGCGGUCAUUGACCCAUCGAUAAGUGGUCAAGUUAGUAUCACCCUAAUAGCAACUGGAUUCAAGCGACAGGAAGAAAGCGAUGGCCUGCCGCUCCAGGCAGUGCAGGCAGAUGUGGCUGGAAUCAACCGACGGUCACCAACUUUCACAGAAGGCAGCUCGGUAGAAAUUCCCGAGUUCUUAAGGAAGAAAGGGCGCUCACGCUACCCACGUGCUUAACAAUGCCAAUUUACCCUUUUGCCCUCGAUAUAUAACCGAAGCAUGCUGUUAUAGGUAAAAGAUCACCAUAGUAGUCUAGUAGUGAAGGUUAAGAAAUCGUUGUGCAAUCCGCCAUAUUACCAAUAAAUGGCUAUACUCAUGUCGCAAAGUGGAAGGCAAUUGGCAACUAUAUUACUUGUGGUCCAGAUUUUUCGAACAAGUUUAGGGCGUGUAGUGAACUUGCCUGAGUUGAAAUUGUACAGGAUACUGCUUCCUUAUUUGUUCAACCUAUUUCCUUCA
Messenger RNA from Cynara cardunculus var. scolymus (artichoke), 1787 nucleotides. Its product is annotated as cell division protein FtsZ homolog 2-2, chloroplastic-like. The coding region runs from base 78 to 1508 and encodes 476 amino acids. Gene Ontology annotation, biological process: chloroplast fission. The transcript has 7 exons. Gene Ontology annotation, cellular component: chloroplast; cytoplasm. The record is from RefSeq and is a predicted model, not a curated record. Lineage: Eukaryota; Viridiplantae; Streptophyta; Magnoliopsida; Asterales; Asteraceae. Gene Ontology annotation, molecular function: GTPase activity; GTP binding.